AAUAAAAGAAUUAAUGUACAUAAUGUUCUUUUAGUUUUUAGUUUUUAAUUAUAAUAUAAGUAGGUGCCCAUGAAACAUCAGCAAAUUUGAACGUUUAUAUAACAAAUUAUAUUUAACUUUCGUGUUAUAUGCAUGUACAUUUUAUCAUUGAGACAAUAUUCUGCAAACAUUUAUAUUCGGUUGAAAAUGUUUUGUCCAAACGGUUCAUUGAUUGAUCAAUGGGUCAACAAGUCAUCAGAAUGUUUUGUGGAAACCACAGUUGCUGGCACAUUGGCUGUGUACAUGAUAUUAUUUGGCACGGCUCAAUGCUCGAUGUACAGAAAAUACAGCACGCCUCUAUCGCAGGCAGCAAUUCCCCAAUCCAGGUUAUACUAUGUUCAGAUGAUCAUUACAUUUCUUCUUCCCCUAUUGGCAGUGGCUAAGUUUUUUAUUGACAUUCACAUUAAUCAACACGGUGUUGUUUACGGUUAUCAAGCAGUGUAUAUGCUCGUUAUGAUUCUUGUAUUUCCAUUAUCAGCAAAACUUGUACUAAUGGAAAGAAAAAGUCUCUUACCAUCAAUGCCAGCACGUGGACAUGGUUUAAUCUUGCUCAUAUUCUGGAUAUUAAUAUUCAUUACUGAAAAUCUGGCUUUCAUUACCAUAAAAAGAGAUGAUUGGUGGAUUAAAUUACAUAAUUUAAAUGGUCAAAUUGAAUUCGGUUUUUUCGUUGGAAAUUAUAUUUUAAGCUUCUUAUUAUUAAUCUUAGGUGUAAAAGCACCUGGAAUAAUGACUGCAAGAGAUUACUUUAGCUUACACAACUCAACAGAUUUAUUUUUAGAUUCUGAUCGAGUGGAAGAAACGUCAACAUGGAACAAUAUGAUUCGAAAAGUCAAAAUGAUAGCACCUUUUAUAUGGCCAAAAAAAAGUAUAGCAUUACAACUAAGAGUAGUUGCUUGUAUUUUGUUGGUUAUUGCUGGAAGAGUAGCCAAUGUAUAUGUUCCGCUUUACAGUGCUAAAAUUGUCGACAGUUUGACUGCUGUUCCUCUUGUUUUUCGAUGGGAUUUAAUUUUUACCUACAUUGGUAUCAAGUUUUUACAAGGAGGUCUUGGAAUGGGUUUCUUGAAUAAUUUCAGAAGUUACCUAUGGAUUAGAGUACAACAAUAUACUAAACGAGAAGUCGAAGUAUCACUAUUCCGACAUUUGCAUAACUUGAGUUUGAAAUGGCAUUUGAGCCGUAAAACUGGUGAAGUUCUAAGAAUUAUGGACCGUGGAACAGAUUCUACCAAUAGUUUGUUGUCAUUUUUACUUUUCAGUAUUGGGCCUACUAUAAUUGACAUCAUUGUAGCUGUUAUAUUUUUCCUAUCAUAUUUCAAUUGGAUGAUGGGAACUGUGGUUUUCAUUACAAUGGUUUUAUAUAUAGCCUUGACAAUCAUCAUAACAGAAUGGAGAACAAAAUUUCAACGCCGAAUGAAUAUAGCAGAUAACAAUAUGGAAGCUCGUAGCGUUGAUUCUAUGUUGAAUUUUGAAACAGUUAAGUACUAUGGUGCUGAAGAAUAUGAAGUCCAAGCCUAUAAAGAUGCAAUAAUGGAAUACCAAAAUGAAGAAUUUAAAACACAAGUAUCAUUGGCUAUUCUCAACACUGUUCAAAAUGUGAUUGUGUGUAUAGGAUUGUUAGCUGGAUCAUUGCUCAGUGUACAUUUUGUUGUUGAUCUUAAAGAAUUAACAGUAGGUGAUUAUGUUCUAUUCACUGUAUACAUUAUUCAAUUGUAUGGACCACUAAAUUAUUUUGGGACAUUUUACAGAGCAAUUCAAAAGAACUUUAUUGACAUGGAAAAUAUGUUUGAUUUGAUGAAUAUAACACCAGAUGUUAGAGAUGCACCUGAUGCUAAAGACUUAGUGUUGAUAAAUGGACAAGUGGAAUUCCGUAAUGUAACAUUUUCUUAUCAACCAGAAAGAAUAGUUUUACAAAAUGUUUCAUUUGUGGUUCCACCGGGCAAGACAUUGGCAUUGGUUGGUCCAUCGGGUAGUGGAAAAUCAACUAUCGUGAGAUUGUUGUUUAGAUUUUUUGAUGUAGAUUCAGGAUCAAUUAUUAUUGAUGACCAGAAUAUACAACAGGUUACACAGACUUCACUUAGAAAAGCUAUCGGUGUUGUUCCUCAAGACACUGUUUUGUUUAACAACAGUAUUAAAUUUAACAUAAAUUAUGGAAAAGUUGAAUCUAAUGACUCAGAAAUUAUGCAUUCUGCAAUGGCAGCCGAAAUACAUGAAAGAAUUAUGAAAUUCCCGGAUCAAUACAAUACACAAGUUGGUGAAAGAGGUUUAAAACUUAGUGGAGGAGAAAAACAAAGAGUUGCUAUCGCCAGAACAUUACUUAAAGCACCUGCCAUUGUAUUGCUGGAUGAAGCCACAAGUGCAUUGGAUACUAAAACAGAAAGACAGAUUCAAGCGGCACUGGAUCAAGUCUGUGCUAAUCGCACUACAAUAAUUGUUGCACAUAGGCUGUCAACAGUUAUACAUGCUGACGAAAUACUUGUACUAAAAGACGGCGAAAUAUAUGAAAGAGGAAGGCAUGAUGAUCUCAUAAUAAGAAAUGGUUUGUAUGCUGAAAUGUGGUCUGAACAACGCAAGUCCACUAGUGAUAUACCCACUAAUGAAGAUCCUGUGGCUCCAGGAACAAGUACCAGUGAGACUUCAACAAGUACAAAAAGUCACCACCCACAUGUUUAGAGAUUGUGUAUGAGAUAAUUAUACUGGUUUAGGGACAUUAUAUAAAGGUUAUAGUCUGAGAUAUGUUUGGGGUAUUCUCUAUAAUUGGGCUAGUAGCUGGUUUUUACUUUAUUAGAAAAAUAUCUUUUAAUGUUACUACUUCUAAAAGUGUGUUUAUUUUUAUUAUACCAUUAAUAUGAUAAAUAUAUGUACCCGACUCACAGUCCACAUUUAGUGGUACACUUAAAGUUGUUAAAUACAUUUUAUUUUAUUUUAUUGUGUAAGAAUAUAUAUUUGUAUAUUUUUUGACUUAUUUUACUCAUUAUUUUAAAAAAUUUAACCAAAUUUCAUAUUCUAUCAGUCAGAAUUCCAUUAGAUUUUCUGCCACGAUACGUGUAGAUUAUAAGAUCAGUAAUCUGUUAUCAUUAAAUGUAUAUUUUAUUAGCACAAAAUAAUGUGAAUACUGUAUAGAAUUUACCAUUGUACACAAGAACCUAAAUACUAAUAUUGUUAAACUUUGUAAAUACGGAAAGACAAAUGCUCUCAUUAUUACUAAUAGCUAAUAAAAAUAGUUAUAUAGUAAAUUAUUUGAACAAAAACACUUUCCCUAGUAACACAUAUAUAGUUGACAAAUAUAAUAUAAGUAUAUUAGACUGUUAUUGUAUUGGAUGUACUUACUGUAUUGUAUUUUUUGUGUUUAAAUUGAUUGAAAGAUCAAAUAUGAAUAAAUUACAAUUUAAUUUGUAUAUAAUAAAAUAAAAUUUGCAUUA
Messenger RNA from Rhopalosiphum padi (bird cherry-oat aphid), 3455 nucleotides. It is a transcript of the gene Hmt-1, whose product is annotated as ATP-binding cassette sub-family B member 6. Gene Ontology annotation, biological process: heme transport; transmembrane transport. The record is from RefSeq and is a predicted model, not a curated record. Gene Ontology annotation, cellular component: membrane. The transcript is spliced from 15 exons. Bases 133 to 2706 code for a protein of 857 amino acids. Lineage: Eukaryota; Metazoa; Arthropoda; Insecta; Hemiptera; Aphididae. Gene Ontology annotation, molecular function: ABC-type heme transporter activity; heme binding; ATP binding.